Messenger RNA from Ipomoea triloba (trilobed morning glory), 642 nucleotides. RefSeq lists its product as uncharacterized. The transcript has 2 exons. NCBI's taxonomy places the organism in Eukaryota, Viridiplantae, Streptophyta, Magnoliopsida, Solanales, Convolvulaceae. The record is from RefSeq and is a predicted model, not a curated record. Bases 120 to 557 code for a protein of 145 amino acids.
AGGCCUAUAUAUAUGUGUGUGUUUGUGUAUCUUUUGGUUCGAUAUUUUCAUAGGAGAGAACCAAGAUUGGCAAAAAGCUGAGAGAUCAAUCAAAGUAAAGAAGGAAAAGAAGAGAAUUAAUGGCGGCUCUUUCUACCAACUGUUGCCUUCAUCAUCGUUCCUCCCCACCACCUACUUCUAGCUUGGUACCCACUCCUCCCAAAACUGCACCAAUAAUAGUAUGGGAACAGAAAGGCAGGCCAUGGCAGAAUCAAUUGGUAAUAGGGAUGGCAUGUGUUAUACUCGGCGGCGCAAUAGUAGUAGGUGACCAAGAAAUUGCCUUCGCCGCCGGAGAAACGCCACAAUUAGCCGGAAAACCAAUAAAAAACGUUCAAAUUAGGUGGAGCGAUAAGAGAUCAUGUCCGCCGUGGCAGGCGAAUUCGCUGGAGACGAUCGUGCCGGAGAACCUCCCGAGGCCGUCGAGCCGCCGGAGAUGGGAGAUCGUCGGUUACUCUUCUCGACCGGCGCCGUCGGUGAAAUAUGUUAACAAAAAUAUUAAGCAGUGUUUUUCUUUAUAAUUAAUUGAUAAAAAUUCUUUUAAAACAUGUAAUUAAUGUAUGAUUGAUUACUAAUGAUUAUGACUUCCGAAAGCUUUUAUGUUUU